AUGGCUGACGAUUUUCAAAUUGCGCCCAGCAAGCUUGGAACUAAAGAAUAUUGGGAUCAACGAUACAACACCGAGCUCGACAAUUUUCAAUCAUUCGGCGAUGAGGGCGAAAUUUGGUUCGGCGCGAGCUCGGAGAAUCGAAUGCUGAAGUACAUUUGCGAGACGAGCAAAACGCCGACGGACGCCAAAAUUCUCGAUAUUGGCUGCGGGAAUGGUUCGGUUCUUCGAAAAUUGAGAGCGAAUCGAUUCACAAAUCUGAUGGGAAUUGAUUAUUGCGAGGCGGCGGUGAAAUUGGCGCGAAGUUUGGCCGAACAGGAGACGAUUCAGAAUUCUGACAUCGAAGGGAUUAUCGAGUUCAAGCAACAAGAUAUAUUGCAUCCCGAUGAGUCGAUUUUCGAUAUCAAACGCGAUCGAGUCAUUGAUAAAGGCACUUGGGAUGCGAUGAGCUUAUCGGAUCCGCUCAAUCGUGAAGCUCGCCUCAACAAAUACAAAGAGUUUUUGAGGAGAUCGCUCAACGAUAAUGGCGAAUUUAUCAUUUUCUCGUGCAAUUUCACAAUUGACGAGCUUCGACGCCAAUUCGAUGGCGAUUUUCUCGCGUUCGUCAAAGAGAUUCCGGCGAGCCAUCAGUUCUCGUUCGGCGGAAAACCGGGCGUCACGUCGACCGGCGCGGUUUUUGUCAGAAAGUAG
Messenger RNA from Caenorhabditis bovis, 687 nucleotides. The record is from the annotation of a GenBank genome assembly. NCBI's taxonomy places the organism in Eukaryota, Metazoa, Nematoda, Chromadorea, Rhabditida, Rhabditidae.